Molecule: messenger RNA, 1683 nt
Organism: Aethina tumida (small hive beetle)
Lineage: Eukaryota; Metazoa; Arthropoda; Insecta; Coleoptera; Nitidulidae
Product: transmembrane protein 26
Exons: 7
Coding region: 1-1449 (482 amino acids)
Source: RefSeq, a predicted model, not a curated record
AUGGCAAAGUUUUUAGCUACAAUUAAAGCCAUUAUUACGCGUUUAGUUUUUGCCGCACAUGGUUUUAUUGGUAUAUGGCAGGUCACGAUUUUUAAGAAAAAUUCUUUUUAUUGGUACCUAAGUUCACCUAUUUUGUUGUUAUUUUUUGAAGGUAUUUUCACCCUCACUAUUAAGGAGAACCAGGAGUGGAAAUGGUUCUGCCCUUCUGUAUUUUUAUACUUAUCCAGCAUAGUCCCUGCCAUUUGGCUUCUGGAGUUGGACAAAGUCGAUAGACGUCUCAAAGUAAAAGAAGAAACGUUCAAUUUAACAUCGGCCGCAGGAGCAAACCUCAAAGAACUCAACAAUCUAAUUGGGUAUAAAUUGCCAGAAAUUUCUCUCAGCACCGAAACAUGGAUUACAUUAAUAGAACAGUUUUUAAUGUUAAUUCUUAUUAUUGGAAGGUGGAUGUUGCCAAAAGGCGAUCUCACCCGGGACCAACUAAGCCAACUCUUGCUCGUCUAUAUUGGUACAGCUGCAGAUAUAAUUGAGUUCUUCGAUUCAUUUAAGGAUGAUAAAAUUGCUGCAGAACCUGUUCUAGUUCUAUUAACAUUGGCCAUUUGGUCGUGGAGCUUAAUGCAAUUUACUGUCGUUCUAACUGCUACAAAGUCUAGGAAGUCCCGCUUAACCACGACGGGAUCUAUUAUUAAGCAAUCACAAAGUUGUUGUUCCAUUGACGUUUGGGGAAUUGCUUUGAAUAUUGGUCUUCAAGAUGCACCAUUUUUGGUCUUCAGAUUGUUAUUGAUAACUCAUUUCCAAAUAAUAUCUUAUAUGAAUAUCUUCUUCACGUGCAAAAACACUUUGGUCAUACUGCUCCAGAUUUACAGAUUGUAUGUCGUUUAUAGUGAACACCGUAAGUCGAAGAAGAAAGACAAUUUCGAACUGACUAACAUAUCCAUAAUAUCAAAAUCUGAGUUGUUUGAUGACAGAAGAAAACGCAGGACAGGAAGAAGAAACGGAAGUAAAGAGAACAGAAGUUAUAAUGAUUCGGACAGUUUUAGCAGUGACGACAGCAACGGCGAUUAUAGGAGCAAAACGAAGAAGAUGAAGAACAGCAGGAAAGAUACAGGUUAUUCAACUGCCAGUUCCCACAACAGCACCAGAAACAUGAACAAAAAAAAUCAAAUAAAAAAAUCAAGCCGAGAAAAUUCGAAAAGUCGCGAAAACUCCAAAGAUCGUUUGGACGAGAAAAAAUCAUCGAAGAAAAAACUGACACGAACGGAUAAAGAAACUAAGGGCAGAAGAAAAGUCGCGGACGCCUUUUCUGAAGAAAGUGAAAGUGAGAUAUUGUCGUGUGCAGAAGAGGAAACCGAAGUUAAAAAGGAGAAGAGUAAAAAGAAGAGUGGUAAAUCGAAGAACUACGGAAGGGAAGCCACAGUUUCAGUGUCUAGCAGUGAUGCUUCAUCGGAAUGACGCCAUCAACUAGCCAUUAUGGCUAUAUUCUGCUUGUAUUUGUUUAUCUUUGUUUGUUGCCUGUUUUUCAUAUAUUGCGGAAUUAAUUCCGAAGGAUUAGUUAUAGCAAAGGUGCACAGAACUAAUAAGACACAAGUGUAACUUUUCGUAGUACACAAUAGCAAUUCGUUGUCUAGAAAAUAUGUCUAUGUGUUGUGGAUUUGUAUCGACGUCAAUAAAAUGUUUGAAAUUCGU